Ictidomys tridecemlineatus (thirteen-lined ground squirrel) is the source of this 3590-nucleotide messenger RNA. Lineage: Eukaryota; Metazoa; Chordata; Mammalia; Rodentia; Sciuridae. The record is from RefSeq and is a predicted model, not a curated record.
UUAAAAGCCUAAGAGCCAGAGAAGAGAAAAUGGAGAAAUACCAAGCCAAGUUAAGAAUUCACUGUUACUAAAAUGGCUCAGAGAGAAUGACCAGAGUUCAAGAAGGGGCAGGGGAGUGCAGAGGGCAUUUCCACUCUCACACCUGGUAGUGCUUAUGAUCCUAACUGGGGAAGUUGUUGCUGGGAGUGGAAUUUGCUGCUGCUUCACAGGAGAAGACAGAGCAGGAGUGAGAAGAGUGGAGAACUAACUUGCAAGCUGGGCAUGCUCCACACUAUUCAGAACGGUGCUUACUAGUGUCCCGUUGUCUCAGUUCAGUGGGAUAUGAUCCUAAUGAAAAAACUUUUGAUAAAAUACUUAUUGCUAAUAGAGGAGAAAUUGCAUGUAGGGUUAUUAAAACUUGUAAGAAGAUGGGCAUUAAGACGGUUGCCAUCCACAGUGAUGUUGAUGCUAGUUCUGUUCACGUGAAAAUGGCGGAUGAGGCCGUCUGUGUUGGCCCAGCUCCCACCAGUAAAAGCUACCUCAACAUGGAUGCCAUCAUGGAAGCCAUUAAGAAAACCAGGGCCCAAGCUGUACAUCCAGGUUAUGGAUUCCUUUCAGAAAACAAAGAAUUUGCCAAGUGUUUGGCAGCAGAAGAUGUUAUUUUCAUUGGACCUGACACACAUGCUAUUCAAGCCAUGGGUGACAAGAUUGAAAGCAAAUUAUUAGCCAAGAAAGCAAAGGUUAACACAAUCCCUGGCUUUGAUGGGGUAGUAAAGGAUGCAGAUGAAGCUGUCAGAAUUGCAAGGGAAAUUGGCUACCCGGUCAUGAUCAAGGCCUCAGCAGGCGGUGGCGGGAAAGGCAUGCGCGUCGCUUGGAAUGAUGAGGAGACCAGGGAGGGGUUUAGAUUUUCAUCUCAAGAAGCUGCUUCUAGCUUUGGUGAUGAUCGACUACUAAUAGAAAAAUUUAUUGAUAACCCUCGUCAUAUAGAAAUCCAGGUUUUAGGUGAUAAACAUGGAAAUGCUUUGUGGCUUAAUGAAAGAGAGUGCUCAGUUCAGAGAAGAAACCAGAAGGUGGUGGAGGAAGCACCAAGCAUUUUUCUGGAUCCGGAGACUCGAAGAGCCAUGGGAGAACAAGCUGUAGCUCUUGCCAGAGCAGUGAAGUACUCCUCAGCUGGAACCGUGGAGUUCCUGGUGGACUCCAGGAAGAACUUCUACUUCCUAGAAAUGAAUACGAGACUGCAGGUUGAGCAUCCUGUCACAGAAUGCAUCACUGGCCUGGACCUUGUCCAAGAAAUGAUCCGUGUUGCUAAGGGUUACCCGCUCAGGCACAAACAAACUGAUAUUCCCAUCAAUGGCUGGGCCGUGGAAUGCCGGGUUUACGCUGAGGACCCCUACAAGUCUUUUGGUUUACCGUCUAUUGGGAGAUUGUCUCAGUACCAAGAGCCGAUACAUCUACCUGGUGUCCGGGUUGACAGUGGCAUCCAACCAGGAAGUGAUAUCAGCAUUUAUUAUGAUCCUAUGAUUUCAAAAUUAAUCACCUAUGGCUCUGAUAGAACGGAAGCCCUGAAGAGGAUGGAGGACGCACUGGAUAAUUAUGUUAUUCGAGGUGUUACACAUAAUAUCGCAUUACUUCGAGAGGUGAUAAUCAAUUCACGCUUUGUAAAAGGAGACAUCAGUACUAAAUUUCUGUCGGAUGUAUAUCCUGAUGGCUUUAAAGGACAUGUGUUAACAGAGAAUGAGACACACCAGCUACUGGCAAUUGCAUCAUCGUUGUUUGUGGCAUCCCAAUUACGAGCCCAACAUUUUCAAGACCAUUCAAGAAUGCCUGUUAUUAAGCCAGACGUGGCUAAGUGGGAGCUCUCCGUAAAAUUACACAAUGAAGAUCACACUGUCACAGCAUCAAGCAGUGGCUCAGCAUUUUCUGUAUUGUGUAAGAAAGUUCACGAAAGUAUUGUUUGUAACAGCAGGAGCCUGGAAACAACUGAAACGCCAAGCUAUCACACUGGGAUAGUUCCUUCAAUAUGAUCCCAUCCUAAUUCUGAGAUUCUGUGCAGCAUUGAAAAGGUUGCGGGCCUUUCCUAUGAACUGCUUUAUUAAGGGACAGAAGAAAAGUUCAUUCACUGGUGUAAGACAGGACAUGUGUGUUCAUGCUUCAUAGGUGCAGAGAAGACCUUUGGCAGGAGCCGUAAGAAACUGGUCACUGGUUUCCUUUGAGUGGGGAGCUGGAUGGCUGUCUACUUCCCAGAACUGAGAAGGGGACUGACAUUAUACUCCAUGUCUCUUUAGUAUAUUUUCGAAGUUUGAAUCUUAUGCAUAUUACCUUUUUAUUUUGAACUUCAGAAUUGUAUAGGGAAGGGUCUGUAAGAUGUGUGACUGUUGAAAUAAUUGGGUUCUAAUUAUCUGCCAAGAAACUAAUGCAGUGCUUUGGCCAUCAGGGAAGCAAUCAGAUGAGCAGCUGGCUCCCUGAAUAGAGCACAGUGGUCCUACUGUGCGUGUGUUAAGGACGCACAAUGCAGUUUCUGGAGCUCCUUUGGCUAGCACUCUGCACCUGGAGGUGGGGCUGGCUGUCACACUGCGGACUCUGUUUAGAGACUGACUUAAUCUGAAUUAAGAUUAAGAAAGGACUGAAACAAGGGUCAGAGCAAGAAAGCUGAGCCAGAACAGAUUUGGAUAAUUCCUCUGAAGCCUCCAAUUUUUCCUUCUUUAGGUGUAUAAACUACCCAAAGAGAUUACUGUACAGAAGAGCCAGAGUUACAAAGGCUGUGAGCCCACUCCAACAGUUUUGUUCAGGGUCCCUGAAUUCAUAGUAACUCCCCUGGUCCUAAUUCCCUGGGUUGCUUUAGAGGAAGGGGUGAUUCUCCCUCUUGCUGGUUUAGGGAAGAAGGUCCAAAAGUGGCUUGCCAUACCUGGGCAUCUUCUGACCCCAGGCUGAAGAACAUCCUUCCACAGCAAAUGCUUCCAAACCAGCUUGACAUCUAGUGGAAGGGGGUCAGAUAAACAAGGCUGUAGAAACAUCAGGCCCGAAGGGGAGGCUCGCACAGCUUGAGCUGUUUACUUUUCACUCACAGCCUUUACAGUGGGUGUCAUACUCUACUUUUGAACCGCAGGACUAAAUUUUCAUAAAAAUGUGAAGAUCCUGCCCAUGUAAUCUGGAAAAUUGCUUGUCUAAUUGAGAGCCCGGCUGCACCUGUGCCCUCUUAACUGGCUCCGUCAUGUUGUGCUCAAGAGUUAAGUAACUUGUUAUGGUGUUCAGUGGAGAACAAAAAUAAGUUAUAGAACGGAGUUGCUUUAGAAAUGAAAAACGCUGAAGACCUGUGAGAGUUGGCAAAUACUGUAAUUAAGACUUCAAGUGGUUUUUAGUAGUGUCCCCUGGUUUUUCAUCACUCUCUGAAAGAUUUUGCUUAGAAAUAAAAUGUCUAAUGUUAACACCAGAUAUUCAGCUUAUUUCAGUUCAGUUUUAUAAUCCCUUAUUAAAUGUACAUAGUGGUUUGGUAGCCUGUGUGGGCAAAAUUUCUAUAAGAAAAUGGUUUUUCAAAGUUACUGUACUAAUUUUGAUGUGUUUUUAUUGGCCUCUCUUUAAAAUAUAUUUUAAAAUAAAAUAAAUGAAGUGAA